Molecule: messenger RNA, 985 nt
Organism: Pseudovirgaria hyperparasitica
Lineage: Eukaryota; Fungi; Ascomycota; Dothideomycetes; Acrospermales; Acrospermaceae
Exons: 5
Coding region: 241-864 (207 amino acids)
Source: RefSeq, a predicted model, not a curated record
GACCUUUCGAAAAGUACCGUGCCUGAGCUUGCGCGAAUUACUAUAGAACCCCAGAUUAGGGGAGGGUUUCAGAGUAUGUCAUACUAAGCCUAGACCAACCAACUUCUGGCCUAUAAAGUAAUGUAUGUCAGUCGAAAAUGGCUGAUGUUUAGCAUACAGUGCGUCUCUGUAUCUAAAAGUCUACCUUUGGUUGAAAGUUAGGGCCGCGAAACGACACACCGCCAACUCAUCAAUAUCACUAUGCGUCUUCCAAGCAUCCUCGUCAUCAUCGGUAUUACCACCGGUGUAGUCAUUGCCGAUGGCGUUUGCGAAGAGCCAGGUUGGCUCCAAUACAUGGGGGUUUUAGGCCACUAUGACCCCGAAAUUGAUUCCCCCGCCACCAUGUCCGAAUAUAUCGACGCCCGCCGCGAUUAUUACAAUUGGUUGAAAGAGAAAAAAAACGUAACUUGUCCGACUGAAAUCAAAUACAAGCCCGAAGAAAAUACAGGUGGUAACGCUCGAACAAAUAAGCGCUACCCCAUUCCAGAGGGCGAUCUACCAAACGGCAUGAAGGGGGGUUAUGUCGAAUGCCGGGAAGACGAAGGUGUGCUCCAAGAACCGGAUAUAGACAAUGUCCAAAAAUAUCAGCUUAAGGAUUGCCACGGAAGAAGGGCAUGGGGCCCGCGAAAGGACUUCCCAAGCGGCGCGGCCACUGCAUUUCAAUGUGAUAGUGGACAUGGGCAGACGUGCCACCCUCUAUUCCUCGCAGCAAUGUUCACCGAAAUCAACAAAUACUGUGGGAAUAAACCCGGCUUUUUUCGAGUACCAGACUGGAAGGUUAUAUAUGGUCGGCAACAAGGAAAAGGUAAAUUGGCCUGUGCGUAAUGUAGAAGACCUGAUAUAUGCUGAGUUUAUACAAAUACUGAUUGUAUUAUCGUCCAAACUAACGAUAGUACAAGGACUCACUUUGCAUUCAUCUUCUUAGACACCCUAUAAUCACUAUCGG